AACUCUCACAGAGGCGAAUAUAGGAAGAAAAUUCGAAAAAAAAUCGUAAAAUAAGAAUAAGCGAAGAAAAUCAAAGAUGUCGUGGCAAACGUACGUUGACGAGCACCUGAUGUGCGAGAUCGACGGCCACCAUCUCUCCGCCGCUGCCAUCAUCGGUCACGAUGGCAGCGUGUGGGCCCAAAGCUCCACCUUCCCUCAGUUCAAGCCUGAAGAAAUUGCUGCCAUAAUCAAAGAUUUUGAUGAACCUGGCUCUCUUGCCCCAACUGGGUUACACCUUGGUGGCAUAAAGUACAUGGUCAUCCAGGGAGAGUCCGGAGCUGUUAUUCGUGGAAAGAAGGGUGCUGGUGGCAUCACUGUGAAGAAAACUAGCCAAGCUUUGAUUUUUGGUAUAUAUGAUGAACCUUUGACUCCUGGACAGUGUAACAUGAUUGUCGAGAGGUUGGGGGAUUACCUGAUUGAUCAGGGGCUGUAGGUUGUUGCAUUAUGGUUUCCAUAUUGUGAUAUUUGGUUUUGGGCUUGCAUCUGGCAGUGGAAUUGUUGCUGAAAAUAACCGUGUGAGGACAGAAACAGUAAUUUUUUUGUGUUUUAGGCCCCUUUUUAUUUCUCCAAUUCCCACGUUUCCUUAAUUUAUAUGUAUGUAUUCUCCUCUGUUUUCCUUCUUAAAGUACUGGAAUGUCAUCCUUGGAUCUUUCUUUUAUCAUAUGAUAUGAAAAGAUAUGUUUUUUGGAUU
Messenger RNA from Corylus avellana, 730 nucleotides. The record is from RefSeq and is a predicted model, not a curated record. NCBI's taxonomy places the organism in Eukaryota, Viridiplantae, Streptophyta, Magnoliopsida, Fagales, Betulaceae.